Messenger RNA from Magnolia sinica, 456 nucleotides. RefSeq lists its product as uncharacterized. Bases 1 to 456 code for a protein of 151 amino acids. The record is from RefSeq and is a predicted model, not a curated record. The transcript has a single exon. Lineage: Eukaryota; Viridiplantae; Streptophyta; Magnoliopsida; Magnoliales; Magnoliaceae.
AUGAAUGUGGUUUCACCUGCACCACCAGUGCACCCUGCUAGAAAGCUGAAUGCCAACAGCUUAUUUGAGCUAUUCCAGCGCUUCCGACCUCCCACUUUUACGGGAACUCACAAACCCAAGGAGGUAGAAUAUUGGCUUGACCACAUCUCUAAGAUGCUGAAGCCACUACACUAUACUAAGGCAGAACAGGUUGAGUUGGUCACGUAUAUGUUUGAAAAGGAAGCUAGUCUCUGGUGGGACAGCAUCCUUCGGACCGUUCCGGAGGAUUAUGUGUGGACAUGGGAUCCCUUUAAGACCCACUUCCAUGGGAAGUAUUUACCCCUCACCUACCAUAACGAGAAGGAGAGUGACUUCCUUCGCCUCCGUCAAGGAGGAAUGACUGUGGUCGAAUAUGAGAAUAGAUUCAUGGAGCUGGCUAAAUAUGCUCCCCUGAUAUUGGUAGACGAGCCGAUGUGA